Messenger RNA from Rhea pennata, 2681 nucleotides. Its product is annotated as E3 ubiquitin-protein ligase HECTD3-like. The record is from RefSeq and is a predicted model, not a curated record. Gene Ontology annotation, biological process: proteasome-mediated ubiquitin-dependent protein catabolic process. NCBI's taxonomy places the organism in Eukaryota, Metazoa, Chordata, Aves, Rheiformes, Rheidae. Gene Ontology annotation, molecular function: ubiquitin-protein transferase activity. The transcript has 21 exons. The coding region runs from base 19 to 2559 and encodes 846 amino acids.
GGCCGGCGCGGGAGCGCGAUGCGCGCGGGCGGGGAGGCGCCGCACCAGGUGCUGGGCCGGCUGCGGUUCCUGCUGCAGUGCAGCGAGUGCUUCCGCCGCGCCCGGGCGCUGCCCGCCGCGCUCUGCUACGUGCCGCGGGAGGUGCAGUACAAGAUCUGCAAGGACCCCGCGGCCGCCGCCGCCGCGGCCGCCGCCCGCAGCCUGCUCAGCGUCUGGGACAGCCCGGGGCCGGCGCGGGGCGGCAAGCGGGCGGCGCGGGCCACCAUCGAGGUGCGGAAGGGCGGCUGCCUCCGCGCCACCGGCGAGGAGUACUGCAACGGCGCCGGGCUCUGGGUGAAGCUCAGCAAGGAGCAGCUAGAAGAGCACAAGGGCUGCCAUGACCUGGAAGAGGGCUGGCUCCUGGCACAGAGAUUUGGAGAGGGAGGAGAUAAGCUGGUCCCAGUUGAGUCUGUGGAGAGGAUCCAAUGGCAGCAGCAAAUGUUCGGGGUUGAUUAUAAACCUGCGGUCAGCUGGGAGCAAGUGGUGGAUCUGACAUACUCCAUGCGGCUCGGAGGGAAACCCAGGCUUGUGGAGCAGGAUGAGGCUGCAGUGCAGAAGUUUCGGUCCCUGCCACCGUCCUGGAGCUAUGAGUGUGACACGGAGCUGGCGCGCUUCCUCUAUGAUCGCAGAGAGAGGGAGCUGGAGAGACUUGACUGCAUCAAGGAACACAUCAACAGCCUCGAGGUUUCCUCGGAGGUCUUCAAUGCAUCCCAUCUGACGGACGGACGGACAGACACCUUCUGGGAGAGUGAUGGGCCCCUGGGGGAGCAGUGGGUGCGGCUCAACAUGAAGAAAGGCUCCGUUGUCAAGAAGCUGUGGCUGGUGCUAGCGUCGCAGGUCACAUCCUUCAUACCCAGACGGGUGGCCGUGUAUGGUGGGGAACUGAACAGGCUGCAUCAUCUGCGAAGUGUCUUAAUCAGCGAGAGCAGCUUCCAUGACGUGUGCAUUCUCCGUGACAUGAAAACCUACCUGCCGGUCCUGGAGAUCCGCUUUCUGGAGUGCCGGGAGGGCGGGUGCAACGUUCGCCUGCAAGGGAUUAAGAUCAAGUCCGUCUGGGAGUGGGACAUGGUCCUCAAUGCGGACAUGUUCCAGCCGGCCAGGCUGGUGCGGUAUCCCCUCCUGGAAAGGGUGGAAGCAGACACGUUGUACCGGCGGGCUGUGCUCAUUCAGAGGUUCGUCACCCUCCUGGACAGUGUCCUGCAUUAUCUGAUCCCCAUCUCGGACCAGAGCAUCGGUACCUUCAGCAUGCUCAGGAGCAUCAAGCCGUUCCUGCUGCUGUCCAAGCAUUGCACAGCCCUCAUUGCCCAGUGCCUGCAGGCCUCGCAGAGCCCCGCACCACAAACCUCACCAAAGCUGUACCUCAACCGGUACCUGGCCCGGGAGCACCGCGCCAACCCUGCGCUUGACCCCCGCUGCAAGAACGCUGUCUUCACCCAGGUGUAUGAAGGCCUCAGAGCUUCAGGCAAGACUGAGCAGCCCAUGGAUUAUAGGUGGCCCCUGAGCUACAGCCAGUGGUGGGAGUGCGAGUUCAUCACAGAGGGCAUCGUGGACAACGGUGGAGGCUUUCGGGACAGCCUGGCCGAUGUGUCGGAGGAGCUGUGUCCCAGCUCGAGCGACGUCGCCGUGCCCCUACCCUUCUUUGUGCGCACAUCCAACCAGGGUAACGGUGCUGAUGACACCAGGGACAUGUAUGUCCCCAACCCCUCCUGCAGGGACUUCCCCAAGUAUGAGUGGAUUGGGCAGCUCAUGGGAGCAACUUUAAGGGGCAAGGAGUUUCUGGUCCUGUCUCUGCCAGGCUUGGUGUGGAAACAGCUGGCAGGGGAGGAGGUCAGCUGGAGCAAGGACUUUGCUGCUGUGGACUCGGAGCUGGUGAAGCUCCUGGAGGUGCUGCAGGCAGUUGACAGGGAGGCCUUUGACUUCAUGUUCGGCAGAGAGCUGACCUACACGACGGUGCUAAGUGACCAGCGCGUGAUGGAGCUGAUCCCCAAUGGCAGCAGCACUGUGGUACGCUACGAGGACCGUGAGGAGUUCAUUCGCCUGGUGCAGAAGGCUCGGCUGGAGGAGAGCAAGGAACAGAUUGCAGCCAUGCGAGCUGGGCUGCUCCGCGUGGUGCCCCAGGCUGUGCUGGACCUCCUGACCUGGCAGCAGCUGGAGAGGAAGAUCUGCGGGGAGCCCGAGAUCACAGUGGCCGAGCUGAGGAGGUUCAUGACGUUUGAGGACUUUCCUCAGGACGACUCCCGUGUCCAGAUGUUUUUGGAGGCGCUCAACAACUUCACCAGGGAGGAUCUCAGCCGCUUCCUCAAGUUUGUCACUGGCCGGAGCCGCCUCCCGGUUCAGAUCACCGUCUACCCGGACAGGACAAACUCCGAAGCAGUGGACCUGAUGCCAGAGGCCUCCACCUGCUCCUGCACCUUCUUCUUGCCCACGUACUCCUCGGCCAAGGCCUGCGAGGAGCUGCUGCGUUACGCCGUCUACAACUGCGUGUCCAUCGACACGGACAAGAACAUCUGGGACGAGUGAGAGCCCCGGGGGGCCCGCCGGCACCGGGAGCUGCUCUGCCGGCCAAGAGGAGCCGUCUGCCCCCGGGGACACCGGCCUCAAUAAAACUGCAGGUCGGAGGCCCCGUUACCUCCAUCCAGCCA